CUUUUAAAGAGGUGGCCCUUCAAAGCUCAAGGACUCGGGAGCAGGCUGGAUGUCUCUCUGGGUUUCAACCACAGGACUGAAGCGACGUCUGUACCCCCUUAACCUGCGUGUGCUCCUGGCCAGAACAGAGUUGCCAAGGCAGCUGUGGAAGCAGAUCUCUGGGGACAUGGCAAUGUCGAUUAUCUGGUGGUUCUGGUCUCUACUGGCCAUCUGUGUAUCCGACACAUUCCGAGAGAAGGCAGAGGAAAUCAUGAAGACCACACCGGUCAUCGAUGGGCACAACGACCUACCUUGGCAACUCCUGAAGUUGUUCAACAACAGGCUGAAUGUUUCAAAGGCCGACUUGAACACACUGACUGAAACACACACCAACAUCCCCAAGCUGAAGGCUGGCUUUGUGGGGGGGCAGUUCUGGUCCGCGUACUUGCCUUGUGACACCCAAAACAAAGACGCCGUGAAGAGGAUAUUGGAACAGAUGGAUGUCAUACACCGCAUGUGCCAACGAUAUCCUGAGACCUUCUCGUGUGUCACCAGCAGCUCAGGUAUCCGACAGGCUUUCGGAGAGGGGAAGGUGGCCAGUCUGAUUGGCGUAGAAGGUGGUCACUUAAUCGACAGCAGCCUGGGCGUCCUGCGGGCACUCUACCAUCUGGGUAUGCGGUAUCUGACCCUCACCCACAACUGCAACACACCCUGGGCCGACAACUGGAUGGUGGACAAGGGAGAUGACAAGGCUGAGAGCGAGGGACUGUCAGUCUUUGGGAAGAGAGUGCUGAAGGAGAUGAACCGCCUGGGUGUCAUGAUUGACUUGUCUCAUGUGUCCGUGGCGACCAUGAAGGACGCUUUGGAGUAUUCCGAGGCCCCGGUCAUCUUCAGCCACUCCUCAGCCUACAGCCUGUGUGAUCACAGGCGGAAUGUACCUGAUGACGUGCUCCAGCUGGUGAAGAGCAAAAGGAGUCUGGUGAUGGUGAACUUCUACAGUUACUUUGUGUCCUGCUCAAAGGAUGCCACCCUGUCCCAAGUGGCUGACCACCUGGACUACAUCAAGAAGGUGGCAGGCGCUGAGGCUGUGGGCCUUGGAGGGGACUAUGAUGGCGUUACAGAGCUUCCUGCGGGACUGGAGGAUGUUUCCAAGUACCCGGAUCUGAUAGCGGAGCUUCUGAGGAGGAACUGGACAGAGACGGAAGUCAGAGGUGUACUAUCUGAAAACCUGCUGCGGGUCUUCUCUGAAGUGGAACUGGCAAGCAAUAACAUGCAAGUUCCGGAGGAAGAACCUAUCCAACUGGAUGAGCUGGGUGGAUCCUGCAGGACCGACUAUGGCUACUCACAAGCCCCCAGCACCCACCUCCAGAUUGGGGCUCUGCUGGCCUUCCUGGUUCCUUUGCUCUUCAGUCUGAAUCUCCUGUGACAUCCUAAGGACCAGCACCUCUUUCAGUGCUCUCAGAGCUCAGGGAAGACUAGACAACCCAAGAGCACAUGUUGUCCAUGCAAAAACACACCCUCUCCCAAACAAGCAGUGUGCUGACCCGGGGACAGUUCAGGACACAUGCAAGCAAUAAAUCCCUUUAAGCACAGAGUAUGUAUGUUGUCAGUACCCCAGCCCUGGGAGGGACUUCCGAGCAUCUGGAGAGCAGAUUUUGAGAAUGGUCCCAUGUGAACAGGGACACAGGAACAGCUGAGUUCUUGGAGGGGAGGUCUAGAAGGAACCCAGAUGUCUGCAAAAUGUCUCACGUGGGCAUUGGCUAGUUUAAAAACCCAUGGUUUAGGCUUCAGUGGCUACCUCCCUGCAGCACUAACCCAUGUACAUAACACCCCUAAACAUGUACCCAUGUGCACACAGCCAUACACAUACAUACAGCACUCAGAUGCACAUAUAUAUUACACAUGGGACAUGUACUCUGACACCAUAUGAGAGUCACACAUAUGGGAAGGGAGCCAGGAGCCUUGGAGAGCAGAUCCAGAUGGGAUGGGUUCCUGGACUCUCCAAGGCUCUCACUCAGCUAACAGCAGGUCUUUCCAGUUUCACAGAGGUGGUCUCGCGUGACUGCUAGCAAACAGGGGAUCAGGACAUUCAAGGAUGCGUCUCGUGAAUAACCUUGUGAGGGACAGCAUGGAGCAGUCCUGCUGAGUGGCCAAGGACUCCUUUCUGGUCUAUACUCCUGAGACACUUCUCAUGGACACGGGCAAGGACUUCUUUGUCGAGAGCCUGUCCCUACCUGCUGAGAGGGACCCACAAAGGGUGAAGGAUAUCACUGCCUGAGUGUAUGAAGCCCCAUGGCCAUCUGUCUCUGUCCCUUUCAGAUCUACCUUCUCUGAAAAAGAGCUGGGUAGACGAUAACCACAGGGCCAUCCACCUGGCUUUAAAGUUUUCACUUUUUGAAAUAAGCUCUCAUGUAUGGUGGUCCUCUGACUCACUGUGCAGCCAUGGGAUGAUCUUGAACUUCUGAAUCUCCUGCCUUCGCCUCGCAAGUACUCCAAUUACAGGUACAGACCACCUCACUUGGUUUUUAUAUAGUGAUGAGGAUCACACCUGGGACUUGGUGCAUGCUAAGCAAACAUGCUACCAACUGUCCCCAGCCUCUGGUUGGCUUUUAGAAUCCUCCAUGUGCCAGGCUACCAAGGAAUGCAAUGAUAGGGGCCUGCCCACACCCAAGUGUGUGGAUGUUAGCACAAAACGAGAGUUGGUCAUGUCCCUGUGUCUGUCACAACAUGUCCCACCAAGCAGCAUCCUUCUCAAGUCUGGUCUAAAUGCCUUAGGGAACAUCUGUGGCUAUGUAGGAUCAAUGCAGAGGGGGAAAUGCUUAGUACAGGAUUCUGUGCCCAUUAUCUGGCUAAAGCUGUGGGAAAGGUCCCCCUGGUGUAUUUCCGGUGUAUUACACCACAUUUUGUCAGCUGGAAAGUAAAGUCACAGAGCUCCUAAAAUAAUCCUAGACCCAAGUAUAGUGUUACAUAUUAUACAUUAUAUAUAUAUACUGUAAUGUAUACAAAAUAUACAUUACAAAGUAUACAAGUAUAGUGUUACAGACCUAUAACCCUGGCUCUCAGAGGGCUGAGCCAAGAAGAUCAGUAACUUGAGAUCAGUCCAGGCUACAGGGAAAGACUCUGAACAGUUCUUGCUGCUUCUGCAACUGACUAUAUGAAUAUUUUAAAAAUAAAAGAAUAAAAAAGUUAUAAUUCUAAUUAUUAUAGUCCAGUAUAAGAAAUGCACACGGAUUAAGAAAAUAGGGAGAAUACAUGGAGUAGGAGGGGUGAGUGCACAAUAACACUGACCGUGAACACCAGCAGAAAAGGGCAGGGUUAUACAAGUUACACUAGGAGAUGUGAGUGUAACCUCCUGCUGUAGAAAGCUUAUUUCCACAUGAGUAAGCGGGAAUAUAAAACGUAGGGCUUGGGAGAAGCUGGGAGCACUGGCUGCUCUUCCAGAGAAUCCCAGCAUCUGUAUGACAGCUCACAGCUGUCUCUAACUCCAGUUCAGGGGGAUCUCUGGCUCUUUUCUGGCUUCUGCAGACACUGCACUGGCAAAAUAACCAUACACAUAAAAUGUUUAAAAUUUUUAAGGGCGGUGGGGUGGAACUCGGUAGUGCACUUUUUUUCUUUUUCUUUUUUUUUUUUUUUAAAGAUUUAUUUAUUUAUUAUGUAUACAACA
Molecule: messenger RNA, 3643 nt
Organism: Microtus oregoni (creeping vole)
Lineage: Eukaryota; Metazoa; Chordata; Mammalia; Rodentia; Cricetidae
Gene: Dpep1
Product: dipeptidase 1
Exons: 11
Coding region: 50-1405 (451 amino acids)
Biological process (GO): proteolysis
Molecular function (GO): metallodipeptidase activity
Source: RefSeq, a predicted model, not a curated record